AUGUCUCGAACUUGGCUCGUGAUAAAUUCUUCGAAGCCAUGUUGCUUGACUGAGGAAGUAGCAGACAUCUUCACUAAAGCACUAUCACGAGCCAAGUUCAAGACAUUGCGGGAAAUGCUUGGAGCUCUACUAAGCAAGAUUCUCAACCCAAAAGAAAAAGAUAAUAGUGUAGAAGUUCAAAGAUCGGGUGAGGGACACCCGAGUUUGGUGGAGGAUGGGAAAUGCCAUAAGGAAGCAUUGCCUCGAGCACAAUUUAUUGAAGUGCCACAUGUAAAUCAGCUUUCUUCAUGGGACUGCGGGCUUGCUUGUAUAUCAAUGGCUUUGAGAACUAUUGGCAUUGAAACUAUUGAUGCAUUGGCUGACCUGUGCUAUACAAACAACAUAUGGACAGUUGAUCUGGCAUACCUAUUGCAAAAGUUCUCUGUUAAGUUUUCCUACUACACCGUGACAUUAGGUGCAAAUCCAGGUUACUUAGAUGAAACAUUUUACAAGGACCAGUUGCCCACAGAUGUAGUUCGAGUGAAUAAACUCUUUUGUGAGGUUAUAGAAAUAGGAAUUUCUACACGAUGCAGAUUAAUCAGUGAAGAACAAAUUUCUUUGUUAAUUUUGUCUAGAAAAUAUGUUGCAAUUGCAUUGGUUGAUCAACAUAAAUUAAGUAGAUCGUGGGUAGAGGAUGUUUGUGCUUUUGGCUUGGGGGAUAGUGGGCCUGGCUAUACAGGUCACUACAUUGUGAUAUGCGGGUAUGAUGCAGACGAAGAUGAGUUCAAGAUAAGAGAUCCUGCCAGUUCUAGGAAGCAAGAUAAAGUUACAUCAAGAUGCUUAGGUGAAGCCCGCAAAUCAUUUGGCACAUAUGAGGAUAUUCUUUUGAUAUCCUUGGAAUAGAGCAAGAAGUGCAAUAGCUCUCCUGGAAAACUUCAUUCUGGCGGUCCUUGUAGCUGGAGUAUAAGGGGUGUGAUCAAGUGCACUCGCUAUGCUAAACCCGAUUGUUGAUAAUGAGUAUUACAAUG
This is a messenger RNA of Eucalyptus grandis, 1007 nucleotides long. RefSeq names its product guanylyl cyclase 1. NCBI's taxonomy places the organism in Eukaryota, Viridiplantae, Streptophyta, Magnoliopsida, Myrtales, Myrtaceae. The transcript has 3 exons. Bases 1 to 882 code for a protein of 293 amino acids. The record is from RefSeq and is a predicted model, not a curated record.